Molecule: messenger RNA, 375 nt
Organism: Protopolystoma xenopodis
Lineage: Eukaryota; Metazoa; Platyhelminthes; Monogenea; Polystomatidea; Polystomatidae
Source: the annotation of a GenBank genome assembly
AUGUAUUCCCGGAAGGAAGUGAACUGUUCGCCCAGGCAACACAAUCUGCUCAACUUUAUGGACGUCCGAUGGUGUCGUAAGCAAUCACAGUGUCUUGGCAACCAAGUCAGUAGACGUGUGUCCCAACUGCUUGAUGCUCACGAAGGCCCGGAUGAUCCAGCUUCAAACGACUUGUUGUCGAUGCCAAUCACUAUGCGCGCAUGCAGCUGGAUUACCAGCUUUGGACUCUCGCAAAGCUGGUUCUCUCAAGACCAUGGAGCGCACUUUUCAUCGCCAUUUCUGCUUCCGUUUGCAUACGUCCUCGUUGAAUCCUAUUCGCCUUCUUCCUUGGCUAGGCUCGAGAGCGCAGUUCUCUUGUCCUCCAGCCCAAGAUAG